Molecule: messenger RNA, 1725 nt
Organism: Penicillium paradoxum
Lineage: Eukaryota; Fungi; Ascomycota; Eurotiomycetes; Eurotiales; Aspergillaceae
Product: Zn(II)2Cys6 transcription factor
Exons: 7
Coding region: 1-1725 (574 amino acids)
Biological process (GO): regulation of DNA-templated transcription
Cellular component (GO): nucleus
Molecular function (GO): DNA-binding transcription factor activity, RNA polymerase II-specific; zinc ion binding; transcription cis-regulatory region binding
Source: RefSeq, a predicted model, not a curated record
AUGGACCGCCCCAAGGCGAAGUAUUCCAAUGGAUCUGGAAGAACCUGUCAAAACUGCGCAAGAGCCAAGAUUCGAUGCAUCCGCAACGAGCCCACAGGAAGUUGUGAUCGAUGUGAGCGUCUAGGAAAAGCUUGUCACUUUCGUGAAGGUCGAAGCAUUAUUCCAACUACAAGUUCAGGGGAGACUAAAGGCAGGCUCGAUGCACUGGAAGCCAAAGUAGAUCAGCUACUGGCCCAAUCAGGAACACUACUUCCGACCAACAGUUCUACAGCAACAGGGACUCCAGCGAGUGCUUCUGCGCACCCUAAGGAUGUCAUCGACCAAGGGCUGCUUUCCCUAGAUGCCGCCAACAUGCUACUUCAAGAAUUCCGGGCGACACUCAUGUCUUAUUGCCCAUUUGUGAUAAUUCCACCGCAUGCGACCGCUGAAACGUUGCGGCGAGACAAACCAUUUCUACUGCUCACAAUUCUCACGGUCGCUCUCCAUGACAACAUGCCUCUACAGCGCACACUGGAGAAGCAGGUAAAGAAGGCGAUCAGUGACUGUAUGAUCUUUGAUGGCUCUGUUUCAUUCGAAAUACUCCAGGGACUUCUGGUCCAUCUUGCGUGGUGCCAGUAUCACUCCAGACCCCGUCGAUUCUCUCAAUAUCUGCAUCUUGGGAUUAGUAUCAUCGCUGAUUUGCAGCUUGAUCGUCCCCCCGAGCAUCGAUUCUGGAGAACCAGGGUGAGCUUUCAUGAUGAAAAGAGCAUAGAAUCGAUGUCUUGGGGCCGAGAAGAAAAAAGAGCUAAGCGGUGUGCCUUCCCAUAUCUACCAUAUUUCGAGAACAUGUGCAAGACUCUGGCCACCGAUGCGGAGCAUCCUUCAGAUAAAUACCUCCUCCACAUUGUGCAACUACAACAACUCUCCGAGAGAAUUUCCCAAGCUUCGACUCAAAACCUCACUGGGCUCCACCACCCCAACUUUUCUCUCGAGCAGGAAUAUCGCCAGUUUAGAUCAGAACUUGAUCUAUAUCGAACCAAUUUACCAUUCCCAUUGACCGAAACUCCUCUUCUAUUCAUGCAGUGUUACACUGUCGACCUGUAUCUAUGUCAGAUCACACUCUUCGAUCACAAGCCCAGUGCACAACGUCCACCCCUCGAGUCGUCUUUCCAGAUUGACGUGUUGCGCACGGGGCUCACAGCGACGAAAACUUUACUCGACUAUUACAUCUCCCUGCCACUAGGUUGUGAUGUGAAAUUCAACAAUGCGGGCUGGGUGCAACUUGGCUUUGCAGUCACACUUGCUUGCAAGCUAGUGUCGGCAGCAUCAGAGCCAUUCGUCCACGCCCACACAGUCGAUCUGUGCCAAGCGCUGGAUAUGUCGAACAUGUUGAAACGGUGUAUCCUCCGCAUCCAGGCAUUCAUCACACCCAACAUGGAUGCUUCUGGGGACAGGAAUGUAUUUUUUCACUAUGAAAAACGCCUCAAGAGCGUCCAGUGGUGGUUUGAGAACCGAGCGCUCUCCGGCCCCAACAAUGAAUAUUCCCAGCAAAACGCGCAAUUUACGGAAGGAAUGGAUUCAACCACCGGCGAUACAACCCGGGAUCUUAACGCAUUGAACUCAAUGGGAGGGUUUGAUAACUUCAACCAGUGGUCGGGCUUCUUCCCAGAUGCGACAAUCGACGGAAUGUACAUCGACUGGAUGGCACAAGCGACGACGUCAUUUGGGCAACAGCAGUUGGGAUAG